GCUAUUGAUUUCCAGCCUGUUGACAUACAAUUAUUAUUAUUUAUUUAGGCUUGUUUCAGAAUUACAUUUUUGUACACAUCUCAGCAGUCAUGUCAGAUGUAAGACGCUAUUGAAAAUGGAUAAACCUAAUGUAUAGUUUAAACAUAAUCUUUGUCAGUGUUGCGUAUUGUUUGCAUUGAGUUAUCUUGACUAUAAUGAACUUUGUAGAAUUUCUGAAUAGAGUUGGAGGCGGGUUUGUUCAACGACGAUUGGCUAACUCUGUUCCCACUUUCUUGACUGUCCCCUCCCUCUUUCGGCCACGAUUCGAAGAGAAAUUAGUCGCGAGAAAGCAUGUAAUUGACAAUGUCACGUGUGAACUGCAGCUAUAGAGCUAGCAGAAGAGAAGGAGGUGGGAGAGAGAGAGAUCAGAGGAGGAAGAAACGCCAGACCAUGCAAGCUAAAUUAUGGUUGCUCGAAAUAGGAAUGUUGGAUUAAUGCAGAGGAGCAGACGAUUUUCAAGACAAAGUUUCCAUCUCCGAAGUUUGGCACGGGGGUUCGGCGGAGAAACAUGGCCGAAGGUUAUCCAAUAUUCUACGUAUCUGUUCAGACCGUCUCUGUGGGCUUCCCUCCGAACCUGGUUUUUGAAAGGGGAGGAGGUGUUGAGGGCAAAGGCGGAGGAGAAGAACCCGGGACGCUGUCCGAGCCGGAAGACAGCACACAAGUCCAUUGUAUGCAAGGAGCAGGCCACUGCAAGUGGUUCAAUGUGCGGAUGGGGUUCGGAUUUAUAUCGAUGACCAGUCGCGGAGGAUAUCCAGUUGAUCCUCCCGUGGACGUAUUUGUACACCAAAGCAAGCUGCACAUGGAGGGCUUCCGCAGCCUGAAGGAGGGCGAGGCCGUAGAGUUCACCUUCAAGAAGUCCUCCAAGGGCCUGGAGUCCGGUCGGGUCACAGGGCCAGAGGGAGCCGCCUGUGUGGGCAGCGAGAGGAGACCCAAAGGGAAGAGCAUGCUGCACAAGCGAAAGCCAAAGGGAGAUCGAUGCUAUAACUGUGGAGGUUUGGACCACCAUGCCAAAGAGUGCUCUCUCCCGCCCCAGCCCAAGAAGUGCCACUACUGCCAGAGCAUGACGCACAUGGUGGCCCAGUGCCCUCAACGGGCAUCCAUGCCUGCUUCUGCCACCUCUGCUGCUGCUGCUGCUGCUGCCACUGCCUCAAACACUCAGGGAAGACCCAGCACUGACCCCCAUGCCUCUACCUCCGGCCUCCUGCCCAGCGCCCACGUCUCCUCGCAGGAGGCAUCCCCUAACAGCAAGUCCUCCAGCUCACCUGAAGAGGGCCCGCCCAGAGCUGCGGCCCGGAAGAAGAGGUGCUGAGAAGAGUGUGAGCCCUGGCUAAC
This is a messenger RNA of Clupea harengus (Atlantic herring), 1371 nucleotides long. RefSeq names its product protein lin-28 homolog A. Gene Ontology annotation, molecular function: zinc ion binding; mRNA binding. NCBI's taxonomy places the organism in Eukaryota, Metazoa, Chordata, Actinopteri, Clupeiformes, Clupeidae. Gene Ontology annotation, biological process: pre-miRNA processing. The record is from RefSeq and is a predicted model, not a curated record. Gene Ontology annotation, cellular component: cytoplasm; nucleus.